Molecule: messenger RNA, 544 nt
Organism: Laetiporus sulphureus 93-53
Lineage: Eukaryota; Fungi; Basidiomycota; Agaricomycetes; Polyporales; Laetiporaceae
Exons: 1
Coding region: 153-440 (95 amino acids)
Source: RefSeq, a predicted model, not a curated record
GUGAAUAUCCGCACGCAAAGGUACAAAGUAACGAAAUCCCGAGGACACACGGGUGUUCACAAAGGUACAACGUAUUGAAAUCCCGAAGACACAGAGUCCGCCAGAUAGCAUGGCUGAAAUGGAAGCGAGAAAGUACAGGUGGAGAUGGGGAUAUGGCCUAUGCUACAGAAAAAGACAUGACAUACGGUGUGAGUGGUGUGAGCGACAACUGCGACGGACUCUACAACAGGAAGCUGGAUCGCGUUCACUCAUAUAUGACUAGUGGAAUGUCGUCUCAACUUCUUCGGGGCAGGCGUAUUCUGGGAGGGGUCACCCCGCGCAGGGUACAUUGUUGGCGGGUUAAUCGAAGACAGGAUUUUCUUGAACAACAGUACAGCCUUUGGCUGGCUGCGCAUGGCAACAGCGCUACUGCGCGACGUCGAGCGUGGGUGUGUCCGUGACGCGUCAUGGUGCUUCCAGGAGCGAAAUGAGGAAGGAUCAACAUGUUUGAUGCUUCGAAAUUGAGUCUACACUCACGACCAUUGGAUGGGACCUCCGUUUGGCG